Xiphias gladius (swordfish) is the source of this 1571-nucleotide messenger RNA. Its product is annotated as nascent polypeptide-associated complex subunit alpha. The transcript is spliced from 9 exons. Gene Ontology annotation, cellular component: nascent polypeptide-associated complex; cytoplasm. The record is from RefSeq and is a predicted model, not a curated record. NCBI's taxonomy places the organism in Eukaryota, Metazoa, Chordata, Actinopteri, Istiophoriformes, Xiphiidae. Gene Ontology annotation, biological process: protein targeting to membrane. Bases 129 to 1463 code for a protein of 444 amino acids.
AGUUAACGAUUGUGCCUGUAAAUAACCCGGAAGAAGAAAAUACGGCUCUAAAGCGGAUAUUACCGUGAAGCUGGGGUCAGAAGUUCUCUCUCACAGCCAUCUUGGAUAUAGCGUCCCGAGUCGCAACCAUGCCUAGUGAAGCCACAGAAACGGUCCCAGUCACCGAGCAGGAGAUGCAGCAGCCACAAGUGGAGACCGCCACAGGAGUAUUGAAUUCUUCUUCCCCUGAGAUGACUGUUCCUACAGUGAACAGAGCGAUCCCACUGGAGAAUCCUUCAGAAACCUCGGUUCCUGCUCAAGAGAUAAGUUCCCCAGAAGAAGCUAACAUUCAGACUAGUGGUGAUCAACCAAAUGGUGUUGCUGCAACUCAAGAAAUGACCAAGCAAACAGAGGAGAGUGGGUUGGAAGCAACACCUGUUUCACAGCAAGGGGAGACUGCUGACCCAGCAGGUGCUUCGGCUGGUUUGCCAGUUCCUGAAGAGUCCACGCCUUUUGCCGAGGCUCCAACUAAAGAGGUACAGUGUCAGGAGUCAGUUGUUGCUGCUGAAGAAGUGGCCACUGCAGAGGUUAAGCAGAUUUCUGUAGAAGAGAAGACCUCUGGAGAAGAGCUGGGAACAGUGGCAGAAAAAAUUCCUGGUGAUACAAAACCAUCUGCUCCUGAAGACGUUGGCGCAAACCGUGAAGAUGGGAAGAUGGCAGAGGGUACAAGGAAUCUUUGCCUGGAUGUAGCUCAAGAUGAAGUAUUACCUGGUGAUGUGAACAUCGAUGUGGCUACUCAGAACGAAAAUCUUGACAAGAAAGAACCUGUUAUACUUAUUUCCAAGGGCAUUCAGUCAAAGGGGACCUCCUGUGAGGGCCCACCUGUUUCCACUCACCACCUGUCAGGAUCCGGCACUGAGUCGGACAGCGAUGACUCAGUCCCUGAGCUGGAGGAACAGGACUCGACACAGACACAGACACAGCAAGCUCAGCUUGCAGCAGCUGCUGAGAUAGAUGAGGAACCUGUCAGCAAAGCCAAACAGAGCCGCAGUGAGAAGAAGGCACGGAAGGCAAUGUCAAAGCUUGGUCUCAGGCAGGUAACGGGGGUCACCAGGGUCACAAUUCGCAAGUCAAAGAACAUCUUGUUUGUCAUCACCAAACCAGACGUCUACAAGAGCCCUGCAUCAGACACAUACAUCGUCUUUGGUGAAGCUAAGAUUGAAGAUCUUUCCCAGCAAGCCCAGCUGGCUGCCGCAGAAAAAUUCAAGGUACAGGGAGAAGCUGUAUCAAACAUCCAGGAAAACACACAGACGCCAACAGUACAGGAGGAGAGCGAAGAAGAAGAGGUUGAUGAGACCGGAGUUGAGGUCAAGGACAUUGAACUCGUCAUGUCACAAGCCAACGUGUCGCGGGCGAAGGCUGUACGCGCCCUGAAAAACAACAACAACGACAUUGUCAAUGCUAUUAUGGAGUUGACAAUGUAAUGGGACCCUGUCAAUGCAGAGUUGGAGAAAGGUUGCUGAUUUAAUCUAAGCUCGUUUAUACAAUUUAUACCCAAGAUGGAAAUAAAGUUGUGGCUUGAUAAAAUGAAA